This is a messenger RNA of Periconia digitata, 228 nucleotides long. Lineage: Eukaryota; Fungi; Ascomycota; Dothideomycetes; Pleosporales; Periconiaceae. The record is from the annotation of a GenBank genome assembly.
AUGAACUGUCUGCACAGGCUUGCCAAACCACCCAAGUGCAGGGCUGGGCACCAAGGCACAGAUAGCUUCUGCUGCAACCCUUUUUUUUUUUUUGGUCAAUCGCUUUCAGCAAUGAGCUGUAAUGGACGGGUCAAUACCGAAUGCGCUCAGGCUGGCUAUCACUAUCGAAUCUAUUUUCGUCCCACUCCGCUGGAACUUUGUUCAGAUCGGCUAGUUCGCCAUUCCUAG